This is a messenger RNA of Scleropages formosus (Asian bonytongue), 932 nucleotides long. RefSeq names its product histone H2A.V. Gene Ontology annotation, cellular component: nucleosome. The transcript has 5 exons. NCBI's taxonomy places the organism in Eukaryota, Metazoa, Chordata, Actinopteri, Osteoglossiformes, Osteoglossidae. Bases 112 to 498 code for a protein of 128 amino acids. The record is from RefSeq and is a predicted model, not a curated record. Gene Ontology annotation, molecular function: protein heterodimerization activity; structural constituent of chromatin; DNA binding.
AUGGUUCUCGCGACGAGGCUGGCGAAGGGCUUUAUUGUUUCUCUUCGUCUCAAGCAGGAAUUGCUGCGAAGGUCUGGAUUUUAGAGCAGGAAAACUAGUGUAGUGUUUAUAAUGGCUGGAGGAAAAGCGGGAAAAGAUAGUGGGAAAGCCAAGGCAAAGGCUGUGUCUCGUUCACAGAGAGCCGGCCUGCAGUUCCCUGUGGGCCGUAUCCACAGACACUUGAAGACUCGUACAACAAGCCAUGGAAGAGUAGGGGCUACAGCAGCUGUGUACAGUGCAGCCAUUCUGGAGUAUCUCACUGCUGAGGUGCUGGAGUUGGCAGGCAAUGCCUCUAAAGACCUCAAGGUGAAACGUAUUACCCCUCGUCAUUUACAGCUGGCCAUUCGCGGAGAUGAGGAGUUGGACUCGCUCAUCAAGGCCACGAUUGCUGGCGGAGGUGUCAUCCCUCACAUCCACAAGUCUCUGAUUGGAAAGAAGGGCCAGCAGAAGACUGCAUAGAGAUGGAGUUAGCAGAGUUGUGUGUCAUCAAGAAGAAAUGGGCAGGUGGAUAACUGACUCUGCCAGGGUUCCUUUUUCUUUUUUUAGCAUAAGUGUUAAGAUUUUACGUUGUAAUGUUUCAAAACUUAGACAUGCAAAAAUAACUUUUUAUUAUUUUAGACUGAUGGAUUGGGGGGGCUUGAAUCUACUGUGACAGCAGUUUGUUCAAUUGGCUAAUGUGCAUGAAGUGUUUUAUACUGAGAAAUGGAGUUGUUAAACCAUUUUUAAAAAAAACAAAGUUUGUGUUCGUUGUACUUGCAGUACUGUUCGUAAUUUUCGGUGUAUUGAUGGAAUAAUAUCCAUUGACUUGUCAUGACUUACAGGAUCUUGUAUUAUUUCUUGUAGAUUUUUCAAGGCAGUACAGUGCUGCAAUAAGAAACUGAGCUCACUCUUAA